Molecule: messenger RNA, 1764 nt
Organism: Brienomyrus brachyistius
Lineage: Eukaryota; Metazoa; Chordata; Actinopteri; Osteoglossiformes; Mormyridae
Product: twist-related protein 2-like
Exons: 2
Coding region: 301-852 (183 amino acids)
Biological process (GO): regulation of transcription by RNA polymerase II; developmental process
Molecular function (GO): DNA-binding transcription factor activity, RNA polymerase II-specific; protein dimerization activity; RNA polymerase II transcription regulatory region sequence-specific DNA binding
Source: RefSeq, a predicted model, not a curated record
UGGGGACAGGGGAAACAGAUUCUCGUCAUAUGCUUGGGUUGAGAUGGGGACCUGGGGGAAGAAGAUUUGUCUUCAGGUCAGAGGGAUAGAGAGCAAACUUGCUUUGGCGUAGUCAUCGCAUGGAUUUUUAAAAGUUUUUAGGGUGACAUUUUGGUUUAUACGUCCCGCCUCUCGAGUCAAACUUUUUGAAGCGUUCCUGCCACCCUCGCACACGUCUGUUGACGUGCAGAGCAUCGCAGUGGACGUAGUGAUCAGGAGGGGAGUAGAAGCCUGAGGGCAGCAUCUCCGAGACGGAUCACCAUGAGAGAGGAGCUGUCCUGCUCUGAUUCUCCUGAGGGAGCGAUAGUGGCCAGCGAGGAGGACGUGGAGUUCGGGCAAAAGAAAUGUGCGAUACCUGCAGGGGCCGGUGGCCGCAAAAGACUACCCUACCCAAAGAAGGGCAGCAGGGUGGAGGACGGUGGAGCAGACAGCCCUGGCUGCCUAGUGCCCCCAGGGCCGAAGCGGACCAAGAAAAGCCCCCCAAUGGUGGCGGCGGGGCCAGAGACGCCCCUGGAGGACCUGCACACCCAGCGCGUUAUCGCCAAUGUGCGGGAACGGCAGCGCACGCAGUCACUGAACGACGCCUUUGCCUCCCUGCGUAAGAUCAUCCCCACGCUGCCCUCCGACAAGCUGAGCAAGAUUCAGAUCCUUAAACUGGCCUCGCGCUACAUCGACUUCCUGUACCAGGUGCUGCAGAGUGACGAGAUGGACAGCAAGCUGGCCAGCUGCAACUACCUGGCCCACGAGCGGCUCAGCUACGCCUUCUCCGUCUGGAGGAUGGAGGGGGCCUGGUCUAUGUCUGCUUCCCACUAGCCUCCACCCUCCCCCCACCCCCGAUCCCCCUUCACCCCCCACCUUCGUCCCACUUCUCCCCUCCCUUGUUCCACUCCAUCUCCACUGCUUGGCUGCAAUCCAUCAGAAUUCACCCUGGAACCUGGAUCCUUCUCCCCUCAACAGACGGCAGGAACCUUUGAUUUCUGUAUUUGGAAACUGGGUUUGCAAGAAUUUCUUAACUCUCCCCCAUCUCAACAGUGCCUGUCAGUGGAGGUAAACCUUGCCUGCUCAAGUGCGAUCCAAAAGGACAGAGUUUGUCUCUGGAUUGUUCUGUGAACUAAAAUAAGGUCUUAAACUGGUAGCUGCCUGCAGCCUCGAUGGGAGACCUCAUCUAAGACCACCUCUAAGUCACAGGGCUGAGUGUGGCACAAAGCAGACUUCUAAUGAAGAGCGCUAAUCACUCUUUGACUUCCACACCAUUGCUGUCUAUUUCACAGUCCAGGCUGGUGCUGUACUCAUUUAAUGCUGAUCCUCUCAGAUGCAUAAAUAGCAUCCUGCUUACAUGCUGUUUGUAGAUAAUGGAUAACAAGCAGUAAUGUUCUAAUGAUAUCGCUCGUUAAACAAGUUAAGACACCAGCUUUAAUUAACAAAGAAAAGCCAAAGAAGGGAAACCAGGUGAAGCAAAAAUGCAACAAAUUACUGUAGAGUUAUAGUAAAAUAAAGGGAAACGUGAGUUAGGCCAGAGGCAGUCAUGCUUACUUAUUUUCUAGACAUUUGAGCAGGCUCUUUGUAACAAGUAUAUCUGUAAAAUGUAUAUGUUUCUUUGCAAAAAGGAUAAACGUAGUUUAAAUAUUGUGUGACACGUUAAAAGAUGAUGUAACAUACUGAAACUCUGUAACCCAGGUGUGGCAAACUUCUGUAUGUGACUAAAGCUCCUCCACACACUCCGAA